Molecule: messenger RNA, 5241 nt
Organism: Candidula unifasciata
Lineage: Eukaryota; Metazoa; Mollusca; Gastropoda; Stylommatophora; Geomitridae
Source: the annotation of a GenBank genome assembly
AUGGAUGCCUUAGCAGACAGAAGCCUACAACCUGCCCCUCAACAUCCUGAUAGAAGCCUACAACCUGCCCCUCAACAUCCUGUGUCCCCAUGUGGCUUCUAUUCAAAACAAGAUCCUGCUUCUUAUUAUUUUUCAAACUCAGAUCCACCAAAACCAGGGUAUGGACUCUAUCCAGCUUAUCCGAAACCAGCAGAAGGCAACUCAUGGGCAAAUAGUCAGAAGUCAGUUCAGUAUCCUUUUGUUAGACAGCCAGUAAAAGAAGAAUCAAUGCAGGAUGAGAGAAAUGAAGGAUCACGAGCAUACAUCACUCCUCCAAACUCUGAAAGCAACCCUCACCACCUUUCUGUUGCAGCUCAUCAGCAGAUACAUCAGCCUCAACUUCAGACGUCCUUACCAGCAUCAUCUCCAUACUCCCAUGGUGGUCUACCCCCAGUGUCCAGAGAGAUGAACCAGAAGAAAUAUUCUGAAGAGAAAAGUUCCUGUGAUGAACUGAGUACCUUCUAUGACCCUCAUAAAUUAGGGAGUUUUCAAGGCUCAGUUAGGUCCAUUAACUUACCAAGGUCUCCUGAACCUUUACAGAAUGACAAUGUAAAUUUAACUUAUGACUACAAAAAACAAUUCAUCAGUGGAAGAUUUGCAGAUGACAAUUACAGGUCUCUAUACUAUCAACAUUUCCGUGAUGCACCACAAAACAAGAACACAUUCAUCAAUGAUAAUGUAAGUGUCAUUUCCUACAACAAAUCCAGAGCAACACCUUUGAUUCCUCAAGAGAAACAAAGAGAUGCUGGUGAAUGUGAAACUAAUACAGCAUCUACUAAACUCAGAGAUAACGCUGAUGUGAUAACAAAACAUUAUCACAGAGACUUUGAUAGAAAACAAAACUUUGCAAAAACUUCAGACCAGAUCUUGUACAGAAGGGAGAUGGAACACCCAGAAAACAUUUCCAAAGGAAAAUUUGUAGACUAUUAUAACGACAGAGACAAAACUAGUCACAGCAUUAAUAAACAACCCUUUUUUGAAAAGAAAAUAAUUACCACUGAAGAUUUUUCCAUAGCAUUAAAAAACAAGCAAAUGGAUGCUGUACCACAUCCUGUUCAGAAAAAUGUGACACCAUCUUUAGAAGAUUCACAGGAGGUUCAAAUGAAUCAUCAGUACCACACUGUUGCUUCACCCCAUUAUGUUGGCCAGAGUCAUGUAGCUCCAGAUGCUUUAAAGUCACCCAUAUCACAAAGUUCUCAGGCAGACAGUCUUCAUGAAUCCACAUUGUAUGGCCCAACAACUGUGAAGUCUGAAUCACUUUCUUCAGUUUCCGAUCAUAGAUUCAGUAGAGAAGAUCCACCCUCAUUAUCAUGGAUGCCUUCUUCUUCUUCUCCUACACCACAUUACCUAAACCAGACACACAAAACUAGUUUCAACAAAGAUUAUGAUGAACAAAAACAGAAUUCUGGAGACUUGAAAGAAGUAACAGGAUAUAAAGAACCUUCACAAUCAGACGAGCAAAUCUCAAGAAAGAAAAUGCUGACAAGGGCAGUAUCUCCUCAGCUAAUGGACACCAGUGAAGAGAGAAAGUCACCAACUGAAACCCCUAGCAAAUUAUCACCUUCUCGAAGAUGUUCCAAUGAGGGCUUUACCAAACUGAACAGCAGCGACAGCUGUGAAGAUGGCAGCCUGGAUGCUAAAAGAGAAGAAUUCUCAGAUGAUGGUGAAGACGACAGUGUAUGUGAAGAAUCCACACCUCACUCUCCUGGAUUUUCUCCUUUCCAUGAUAGAUCUGUUGCUUACCCUCAUCACUUCACUCAUCCUUUCUUUCCAUCUCAGACACAUGGUGCAAUAUCUAGCUUAAAGUUUCCUUUUGGCUCAUAUCAAGGGCAUCAUGAUUCAACACCAGGAUACCCUUUUAGGCACAUGUCUGGGGUACCUCAAGACAUGGCUCUGAUGGGCCACAUGCACUCAGCAAGGCCUCCCUUCAUAAGCUCUGUUGGCCCUGGAAUUGAACCUCUGAGGCAGAUUGCAGGAGAGAAGGAUAUCUACUUUUGCCACCUCUGUAGCUAUUCUGGAAAGUCAAAACCUGAGUUUGACAGCCACAUGAACACACACUUUGAGUUCAACUGCCCACACUGUGACUAUACAUCGAGAACUGAGGGUCGGCUUAAGAGGCAUGUUAAGGACUUCCAUUCUGAUGACAGCUCAAGACGAAGUAUGCCUGGUCGCCCAAAGAUUUACAAGUGCAAACAGUGUCAGUUCUUAGCCACUGAUAAAGAUGCAUUUUGGGCACAUUCUCGCACACACAUCAAGGAGGACAAGCUGCUACAGUGCCCACAGUGCCCAUUUGUCACAGAGUACAAGCACCACCUUGAGUACCAUCUUCGCAACCACUUUGGUUCCAAACCAUUCAAAUGCCCAAAAUGCAACUACUCUUGUGUGAACAAAUCCAUGCUUAACUCCCAUAUGAAGUCCCAUACUAAUGUUUAUCAGUAUCGAUGCUCUGACUGCACCUAUGCAACUAAAUACUGCCACAGUCUGAAACUUCAUCUAAAAAAAUACAAUCAUAAACCAGCGACCGUUUUAAAUCAGGAUGGUAGUCUACCCCAAGGGUUGGACGUUGAAUCAAGUGGGUUGUCCAUUGUUAGUAAACGAGGUCCUCCCCGUGGACCAAGAGGCACAAGGAAAGACAACACUGAGCCAUAUCUGAAUCAUUUAUUUGAAAUGCCUCAGAUGCCUCUAGGAGUUGCCGGAAUGAACUCAAUGUUAAAUGGUAUUUUGCCAUUCUGGCCAAUGCUGCCACAAAUGGGUCUUCCAGGACAUCCACCCCAACAGUCUGGCAUGCUGCCAGGAAUUAGAAACAUGGUGCAACAGAUGGGCAUCAGAGCAGACCAUAAAGACAGGUCUGACAGUUUGAAAUUAGAUUUCUUAAGUGACAAUGAAAACAGUAAGAGAAAUAUUGCUGAUAAAGCAAAGAUCUGUAGGCUGUGUGGCUUUGUUGCGGAAACUAGAGAGGCGCUAGGUUUUCACUUCAUGCAGCUCCACAAGGAAGAGGCUAAAGAGGUGGCUAAAUCUUAUGGCCUCAGUGAAACUUUUUUGAAUGAAUCUUUCAAGAAAAUCAUCCCUGAAUCGAAACCAGAACAACAGGAAGAAUUACAGCAAUCAGAUAGUGAAGAAGAUGGAGAAGACAACAAUUACAGAAAAUUAGAUACAGAUUUUCAUCAGAACGAAAAUAGCCAGAAUAUGCAUCAUGCCAGUGGCCAGGUGGAAGAGUCAUCCAAAAUGACACCAGCAUCUUGGUCACCAGUUUCUUCUGAAAAUUAUGAUGGUCAUAGUAGACCAUCAGAUGUGUAUUAUUCACUUAAAGAGGUUAGUGAUGGCCAAAAUGGAGACGACAAUAGGGAUGUUAAUACAGAAAUUGACAUACUCCAGCAGAUGACUCUAAAAUUUGGAAUGGGACCUCUGACUGAUAACAAAAGGUCUUCUGCAAAUAAUGAGGUGCAGGUACAGAAGAAAGAGAUACUGGAAAGUGUUAGGGAGCCCACAAAUGAGCUUCCUGUUCGUGUUUGUCAGACACCUCUGGAUCUGACCAAACCCAAGUCAGUUUCUCCACUCAUGCUUGAUGAUUCUCCAAGGCGGUUUGACAUCAAUGACCAUGUAGAUGAGGAGGAAAGAAUGUCAAAUUCUGACUCUGAAGUUUUUUCUCAUCCUCAUGAAGUCAUAUCUAACCCAUAUGAAGUCAGAAAUGAUAAAGUACAGUCAGAAAAACUGCUGAAGCGUCUUUUGAGAGAAAAUGAUGAUUCCGUCAGCAUAAACAGUCCUUCUGUCUCUGAUACGGUAAUCCCACCAAGAAAGAGAUCAAGAAAAGGAAAGGCAUACAAACUGGACACUAUUUGUUUGAAGUUACAAAGAAGGCAAUCAAGCACUUCCCAUGAGGAGGAGAAUGAUGAGUGUGACACAGACAUAGAUGGCAGCUUUCAUGAUAUUAAACUUAAUGAAACUAAUGAAGAAAAUACAGAGAACAAUACUGACCGAAACUAUAAUUGUCCCACAAAUGAGAAUGAGUUGAGUAGAAAAAGAAGAGUUAACAGUCCUUAUAACUCUGCAAAACAGAGUCAGCAUGAUUUUGAGGAUGCAGAAAUGGAGGAAGUAACAGUACAUAAGUCUGAGAAUGAAGACAAUAAUGAAAUGAAAAUUAACAUUGAUUUGAGACCAUGCGGAAGCAUCAACAGAGCUGUAGAGAAAAGCAAGCAGAAUGAGGAAUCUGAUUUACUAACAGAGAACACAAGAACAGUCCAAGAAGAAGCUGAGAUAGAGCUGCAGAAACUGCAGAGAAGUUUGCAUGUUUUCAAACAAAGUCCACUCUCUGAUGAGCCAGAAUCAACCAAAGACGAGAUCUAUGUUAAUAACACUGGUGAAAACACUGAAAGUAAAGAUGAUAAAAAUGGUGAGAUGGUAUGUGAAAAUCAGCCUUCCUUAGAUAACAUCAGUGAUGCUGCAACAUCCAACUCCCAGUUUCCUCAGAAAUCUUCAGAAGGGGACAAAGUAGACCAGGUGGAAAUGAUCAAUACAGUGAUUGAGAAUCGUAAAAAGCCAGUUCCGCCAGCUGUCAGAAGAGGCACAGAGUUGGCAUGGAAGUUGUUGAAUGACCCUGUACACCCAGUGACCACACUGCCCCUUCCAGUGGAGACCUUACCAAGUCCACAAUCAUCAAAGACACCCUCAGUCUCACACAGCACUGUGGCUUUUUUACCAGAGAUUAAUAGUUCUACAGCUGUAAGGAAAGAUUCAAAGACUCAUCCGAUGUCACCUCAUUACUCACAACCGCUUCAUCUCAAUGUCCCUCAGCCUCGUCAUCCAACUACAUUUCACCCACACACAUCCCAGUCACAUUACAAAAACCCAUCUGUUUACCCACAGGCACCACAUAUCCAUCACCCGCAUGUCCAGACAUCACUCAUGUCCAUGAAACCACUCAUGUCAAUCCCUUUGCCAUCCACUCCCAUGGCAUACAUCCCCCCAACCAACCGAAUGAUGCCUGAACCAAAUACAACUUCCAACAGUUCCAGAAUGAAGCAUGUACACAAAGACUUGUAUGAGUGUACCUACUGUGACCUGUCAUUCAGGGACUGUGUAAUGUACACUGUACACAUGGGCUACCAUAGCAACCAGAAUCCAUUUCAGUGCAACAGUUGUGGAGUAGUUAGUCGGGACAAAGUUGAGUUCUUUCUUCACAUUGCCCGAUCACCACAUGUUUGA